Mizuhopecten yessoensis (Yesso scallop) is the source of this 888-nucleotide messenger RNA. Its product is annotated as translocon-associated protein subunit gamma-like. The transcript has 5 exons. The coding region runs from base 37 to 594 and encodes 185 amino acids. Gene Ontology annotation, cellular component: membrane; endoplasmic reticulum. Gene Ontology annotation, biological process: SRP-dependent cotranslational protein targeting to membrane. The record is from RefSeq and is a predicted model, not a curated record. NCBI's taxonomy places the organism in Eukaryota, Metazoa, Mollusca, Bivalvia, Pectinida, Pectinidae.
ACUUCCGCCUGAGUACGUUCUCACUUCCGGAAUAAAAUGGCCAGCAAAAGCAAGACACCCAAAUCUCUCACUAAGGAGGAGGAACUCCUGCUGCAGGACUUUAGCAGAAAUGUUUCAACUAAGUCAUCAGCUCUUUUCUACGGAAAUGCUUUAAUUGUUUCAGCAGUUCCGAUCUGGCUGUUCUGGAGGAUCCAUCAAAUGGAUUUGUACCAGUCUGGCAUUCUGUUUGCCGUUGGUACAAUCAUCAGCACCUAUCUGGUUGCUCUCGCCUACAAAAAUGUCAAAUUUGUUCUCAAACACAAAAUUGCUCUAAAAAGGGAGGAUGCUGUGUCCAGAGAGAUGACAAAGAAAUUUGCUGAUGAUAAACGUAUGACAAAGAAAGAAAAAGAUGAAAGAAUACUUUGGAAGAAAAAUGAAGUUGCUGAUUAUGAAGCUACAACUUUUUCCAUUUUCUAUAAUAACGCCUUUUACCUGGUGUUAUUAGUCAUUGCUUCCUUCUACGUCCUGAGGAGCAUCAACCCCACAUUUAAUUACCUCUGUUCUGUGGGACUCGCUGCAGGUCUACUGGCCCUCUUCUCAACCAGCACCAAGUAAACAUCAUUUCAAAGUAAUCGUUGUCGUCAAAAAUAGAUCUUCAUGGAAACAUCCUGACGGAAGAAACACCACAGUGAACCACAAUCCAUGUUCACACGGACAAAGGAUGAUGUGAUGGAUAAACUAGAUCUACACCGAAAAUUGAUAAAUUCUUCAAUCAGCAUGUUUUGUUUGAGGAACAAAAUACAGUAUUUAUUAUCCACAAAGACAAACUCAUCAAGAUACUUUUUUUCAGUACAAUUCAUAGUGUUUCAGUGCGAGAGGUAAAGGAAUAAAGUUUUUUUAUAUGUAAAA